AUGAAUAUGAUUCAAAGCAUUGGAAAUUUAUUAGUUUUAAAUAUAAAUAGCAACGACAUUUCAGUCUUGUCCACAGCAUUUGAUUUAAAUUCUGAUAUGUUGAAAACAGAAAUUAAUCUUCUUAAACAUACAGAUAAUAUACCGAAAGGCGAGAAGAAUAAAUGUGGUGAUUGGAUAAAUUGGCUGACACAAUCCAACUGUGGAAGGGAAACUAUAUUUUGUAAUGUUAUUAAAGCAUUGAAAACAUUUAUGAUUAUACCAGUAACGAGCUGUGCUUGCGAGCGUUCAUUUUCUAAACUGAGUAUUGUGAAAACCAAGCUACGCAGCACCAUGACACAGGAUUCAUUGAGCAAGAACUUGCUUAUAAUAUAA
Molecule: messenger RNA, 372 nt
Organism: Macrosiphum euphorbiae (potato aphid)
Lineage: Eukaryota; Metazoa; Arthropoda; Insecta; Hemiptera; Aphididae
Source: the annotation of a GenBank genome assembly